Molecule: messenger RNA, 1320 nt
Organism: Rotaria sp. Silwood2
Lineage: Eukaryota; Metazoa; Rotifera; Eurotatoria; Philodinida; Philodinidae
Source: the annotation of a GenBank genome assembly
AUGCCUCCAAAAAGAGGCGGAGCUACACGGGGUCGCAAGAAAACUGAGCAGGUCAAUUUAAGGACUAUUGGAUCAACCAUCAAUUCGUCACAAAUAUCAACAAAUGUAGGUGAAGAACAACAAACAACAAAAACAAAACCUAGCUUUGCAGUUGCACCACUGAUAGUUGAGACUGAAUCACUUACAAAAGUUAAAUUAAACUUUAUUAUUAAAAAUUAUUUAUCAGAUGUUAAAAUCUCCGACAUACAAACUAAUCGACCAAACUCAUUUACACUAUACCCCGAAGAUGUGAAAUCUUUCAAUAGAAUAUUAAAUGAUCUAUCAUCGACUAUUCAAGCAAAGGAAAAUCAACGUGUUGUUGUUUACAUUCCGCGUUCUAUUCAAAGAAUAUUAGAAAACAACAAAGAAGCGUUUGUCAAAAAGAUUGAUUUAGAAAUAAGUGAAGAAGAUAUUAAACAAACCCUAGAUGAUCAGGGAUACAAAUAUGAAAAAAUCACACGUUUAAUAAACAAAGAAAAUAAGCCUCUCAAAACAGUAAAAAUAACUUUUUUAGACUCUUUUAAUAGAGAUCUAUUUGUCAAACUUGGAUUACAAAUCGACUCGAUGCAUUUUAUAGUUGAAGCAGCUGCUUAUAAUAAUAAACCUUGUCAAUGUUACAAGUGUUUCAAAUAUGGACAUGUGGCAAAAUACUGUAAAUCAGAAAACCAGGUAUGUUCGAGAUGUGGUACUCAUAAUCAUAAGUAUGACAAUUGUCCCAACAGCAACCAACAACCUAUAUGUUGUAAUUGUAAAGGAGAACAUUCUGCAACAUCUACAGAUUGUCCAAAAUUCAAAGAAUAUCAACAAAAAAUUCAAAAAACCAUUGAUCAAUAUUCAUCAACAACAAAACAAAUUAAAUCAGCACAAACCUGUCCCAAUUGGAAGAAUGUUGAUGAAUUUCCAUCAUUUAAAAUCACGGAAAAAAUAGAUCAAAUAUCAAUUAUUGAAGCACUCACAGAAAAAAUAAUGCUUGUUAUUGAACAAGCAACAGAAAGAAUCUUUGAAGCUCUAAAUCGAAAGUUCGAAAUAUUGACCAAUCAACUUGGAAACAAACUUAACAUUGAAAUCGAAGAUAUAUCCAUCGAAAAAGAGGAUAAUAAACAAAAAACCUGUAACAAUUCGAAAAUAACAACAACACAAUAUCGAAUAGUACAAGAUCGACCAACAGAAGAAAUUCAAAAAAAGAAUGUAGAUCCAUCGACAAUACCUAUUAAUGGAAAUAAACGAGAAUAUAUCUCACCAAGCAGCUCAUCAGGCAAAUCAGCUAAUACAUUUGAGUAA